This is a messenger RNA of Pyricularia oryzae 70-15, 2731 nucleotides long. RefSeq names its product NAD-dependent malic enzyme. The transcript has a single exon. NCBI's taxonomy places the organism in Eukaryota, Fungi, Ascomycota, Sordariomycetes, Magnaporthales, Pyriculariaceae. The record is from RefSeq and is a predicted model, not a curated record. Gene Ontology annotation, molecular function: malate dehydrogenase (decarboxylating) (NAD+) activity; NAD binding. Gene Ontology annotation, biological process: pyruvate metabolic process; malate metabolic process. Gene Ontology annotation, cellular component: mitochondrion. The coding region runs from base 844 to 2658 and encodes 604 amino acids.
CUUUGAUCCGGUGGGAGAUCAGGAAUCAACAGUAUUCUCUCAAUCCAUGUGAGAAUGUUCGAAACCAAAAUAAAUGUAUCCUAUCCUAUGGAUAUGGCGACGAACUUGAAUAAUAUUCUGUUCAUGUUCUGUUCCUUUUCCGUGUAUCUGUCGCUGGAAGUCCAGCGUCAAACCAACACAAACAUUGCGACAUUCUGCACCGAAUAUUUGCCCGACUCCAUGGAGUCGAAACGCAGCAUCCCAAGCCAGCCACUCCUGCGAUCUUUUACUUCGCAAACCUCUCGAGUCUUUGCUUCGGCAAAGGUCCUCCCGUUUCGGUGCGUUUUGUACCGGCUAGGGAGGGAGGCUUUUGGUUUUAUUGCUCAAUCUGGGGGGAGAUGGUGAUUUUUUCACUGUCUUUCUCGUGCUGCAAGAUCAGACUUAUUGGGCCAUCAUAGUCCGCGCCUGGAGCUUAUUACCCAGGCGAGGCUCCAGGAGCACCUACAUCUCUUCAUCGUGAUCAUUGAUGAUGUUGAAGUAAAAUCAAGAUGUUUACCUCUUUUUAGUGUCCGUCAAACGCGCUAAAGAGGUCCACGACAUGCAGGUUUGGCUGCAAUUGGCUCAUGUUUGCGUCACUUCUUAUCUGUUUACCCCAUUAAACCCCAAACCUGUGUAACCCAACGGACCGGCACUUGUUUACUCCAUGACGAAUGGAUAUGCCGAGCGUAUACCGAGCUGUCUAGAUUGAGACUACGCCCAUCCAGGAUAGCCGUCGUUCAUCGUAUCAGUGUACGACGAUUAGCUUCGAUAUCAUAAAAUACAUUUCUUGGCUGCGUUUACUAUUGUCCACCAUAUCUAUUGUGCAUGAUAUACCCAAUACACUGUAUCCAAGCGCCAAACAUCAUGCCUUCCAAGUUUGCCCACCUUCCCCUCUCCACGAGUGGUCCUCUCGACUGCGCCCUGAGUGGCACAGCAAUACUAAACCACCCCUUUUUCAACAAAGGCUCGGCAUUCACGGCCGCUGAGAGGCGAGACUUUGGUCUCCUUGGCCUCCUCCCUCAAAAUAUUCAGACGUUGGAACAGCAAGCCAACCGCGCAUAUGCCCAGUAUUCGUCGCGGCCCGAUGACCUGGCCAAGAACACCUUCUUGACCUCGCUCAAGGAGCAGAACGAGGUCCUCUUCUACCGCCUGCUACACGACAACCUGCCCGAGAUGUUUGGCGUCGUUUACACCCCGACCGAGGGUGACGCAAUCCAAAACUACUCCAGGCUGUUCCGCCGGCCCGAGGGCUGCUUCCUCAACGUCAAUGACGUGGACCGCGUCAGGGAGGACCUGCAGCGUUGGGGCCGCCCCGAGGACGUCGACUAUAUCGUCGUCUCGGACGGCGAGGAGAUCCUGGGCAUCGGUGACCAGGGCUGUGGCGGCAUCCUCAUCAGCAUCGCCAAGCUCGUCCUGACCACGCUUUGCGCAGGCCUGCACCCGAACCGCACCCUCCCCGUCGUCCUCGACUGCGGCACCGACAACCAGGGCCUGCUCGACGACCCGCUGUACUUGGGCCUGCGGGAGCGUCGCGUGAGGGGGGAGAAGUACGACUCGCUGGUCCGCGAGUUCGUCGCCGCUGCCAGGGACCUCUUCCCCCGCGCCGUCAUCCACUUUGAGGACUUUGGCGUGACCAACGCCCGCCGCAUCCUCGACACGUACCGCCCCCGCGCGCCCGUUUUCAACGACGACGUCCAGGGCACCGGGUGCGUCGUGCUCGCGGCCAUCAUGGCGGGCAUGCACGUCGCGGGCCUGAAGAUCCAGGACCUGCGCAUGGUGGUUUUUGGCGCCGGGUCCGCCGGCACGGGCAUCGCCGACAUGGUGAGGGACGCCAUCGCCGAGGAGAGCGGGUGUGGCAAGGACUGCGCCGCGGAGCAGAUCUGGCUCGUCGACAAGCCGGGGCUCCUGACGACAGCAACGCAAAACGACACCGCGCAGACGCCCUACGCCAAGAAGCCGUGGGGCGAGGGCCACGGGACGGACCUGCUCGCGGUCGUGGACGAGGUGCGUCCCAAUGUCCUGAUCGGCACGUCGACGGUGCCCGGGGCGUUUACCGAGGAGAUCGUGCGGGCGAUGGCCAAACAUGCCCCAAGGCCCAUAAUCAUGCCGCUGUCGAACCCGACAAGGCUGCACGAGGCGGUCCCUGCAGACCUGAUGGCGUGGACCGACGGCAAAGCGCUGGUGGCGACGGGGUCGCCGUUUGCGCCGGUGAAGCUGGACGGUGGUAGGGAGGUCGAGAUUGCAGAGUGCAACAACAGCGUCGUGUUCCCCGGCAUCGCGCUCGGUAGCGUCCUGAGCAGGGCGCGGCUGGUGACGGACAGCAUGCUCGUCGGGGCCGUCAAGGCCGUCGCGGCCAUGAGCCCUGCCCUCAAAGAUCCUGCGGGUUCCCUGCUGCCGGGCGUGGAUGAGGUGAGGAACGUCAGCGUCGCGGUCGCCAGUGGGGUCAUUCGCGCCGCGGUGCAGGAGGGCGUUGCGACUGAGGAGGGCAUACCUCGUGGGAAAGACGAUGGGGACCUGGAGGAGUGGGUGAGGGAGCAGAUGUGGAAUCCCGUGUACCGGGAGCUGAGGAAGGUCGGAGGUGGCGAUGCGACCAGGGAGGCGAAAGGGGAGCUGAAGCAGGCUGGGACCUUGGAGGGUUGAUCUGUGUGUAGGUAGGGAAUUCGACGCGGACCAUGCUUGAAUAAUGAUACAGUAAUCUACUAGUUCUUUCUGA